AUGUCACAGCAACGUUCGUCGUCUUCAUCACCGCCGAAGCGCGAAAAGGAGAUCAUGGAGCCUCGGCCCAGCUCCAGUAUCCUGCUGCUCUCACCAACGAACCAGGUUCUCCUGUUGCAUCGGGUGAAGACAUCGACUUCCUUUGCGUCGGCGCAUGUGUUUCCGGGUGGUAACCUAGACGCUUUCCACGACGGAAAGAUCCCUCCAAACGAUGCGCGCGAGCGGCACGAGGAUGGCUAUGCCUACCGGCUGGGAGCCAUCCGUGAGUGUUUUGAGGAGACCGGCAUUCUCCUUGCGACAAAGAAGGACUCAGACGACAGGUCUACGCUUAUCAAUGUCUCCUCUGCGGUCAGAGAUAGGGCUCGCAAGCAAAUUCACGGGGGAAAGGUGCGCUUCAGCGACUGGGUGGACAGCCUAGGCGGCGUCCCGGACACCGGACGUCUGAUCCCCUUCACAAGAUGGGUGACGCCCACCAACGUCCCCAAGCGCUUCACGACGCAGAUGUACAUUUACAUGCUCCCAUCCUCGGCGUCCACAGGCGCCUCGGCCAUGGAGAACGAGAUCAUCGUGCCGACCCCGGACGGCGGCGUCGAGCACACGGCCGCCAAGUUCGAUGACGCCUCGACGUGGCUCUACCGCGCCGACAAGGGCGAGAUCAUCCUCUUCCCGCCGCAGUAUUAUCUCCUGCACCUCGUCUCGCAAUUCUGCAAAGCCGCCGCGCCGUCGCCGGCGCCUGGCAAGGGCCACGGGGACGCGUACUUUGUGUCGCAGCGAAAAGGCCUGUUGGAGUUUCUCAGGAGCGUGCCCACGGCGACUGGGUCGGAGGCGGCGCGGAGCCACCCAUCGUCGGAGAUCCCAUGGGCGGACAAGGUCAUGAGCCCGCACAACUUGUUCAUCCGCGAGGCGGACAAUCGCAUCGUACUCGGGCUCGAUAAGCCGGGCCCGGAGCUCAAGGGCUCCGGCCGUGGCGGCGACUGGGAAAGGGUUGUGUUGGUCAAGUUUACGAGGGACGGGCCGCGCAAGGUCGAAGUAAGGGGGCGCGAGGAGGUGUUGAGAGAGGAGAAGGAGGCGAAGAGGGCGAGGGAGGCGGAGCAUAAGCUCUGA
Messenger RNA from Colletotrichum spaethianum, 1104 nucleotides. RefSeq names its product putative Nudix hydrolase. Gene Ontology annotation, molecular function: hydrolase activity, acting on acid anhydrides, in phosphorus-containing anhydrides. Bases 1 to 1104 code for a protein of 367 amino acids. Lineage: Eukaryota; Fungi; Ascomycota; Sordariomycetes; Glomerellales; Glomerellaceae. Gene Ontology annotation, cellular component: mitochondrion. The transcript has 3 exons. The record is from RefSeq and is a predicted model, not a curated record.